UUUAGUUCGACUCGGAACUACUCUUUUAAAACACCGACGAAAUGAGUUACUCUUGAAAUGAAGCUCAGUGCAUAGUCACCGCUUCAACAAGCAUAGAUAAGUUCCCUAUAACUUAUUUUCGUAACAGGUUCAGUGAUGGCGAAACAGUUCUUGGAUCCCGUUCAAGACGUCGAAUAAUUGAAUAAUUUAGUUUUUCCCUGCUCGACAUGAACCAGAUAGGAAGCUGCGAUCUGUGCGAGAAACCCGCAACUCAAAGAUGCGGAGGGUGCUACAAGAUCUUCUAUUGUUGCAAGGAGCAUCAGAAGGCGGGAUGGAAAGAACAUAAGCAAUGUUGCCGGCCAUGUGAGGUUGCUGAGGAUGAUCGCCUCGGCCGGCAUCUGGUGUCGACAAAACUAAUCAAAAAUGGCGAAAUUAUAUUCAGGGAACGUGCCAUGAUACAAGGACCAGCUCAAAUUACCAUUCCUGUUUGUUUAGGCUGUGGAAAAGCAAUAAAUGAAUCUAACAGUCAUCCUUGUACAGAAUGCGGAUGGCCUAUGUGCAGCGAGAUAUGCCAAAAGAAUCCAAAUCACAUACCAGAAUGUCGUUAUACCGUACAACGUGGUGAUAAGGUUUCCAUCAAAAACUUUGGGAUGAUCCAUCCGAUCUACCAAUGCGUUACAGUAUUAAGAUGUUUGUACCAGAAACAAUUUCUACCAGAAGUUUGGGCCAAACUAGAAAAACUUCAAUCACAUUCUGAGGAGAGAAAGAAUACGCCAAAAUAUAAAAAUGAAAGGGUCCAAGUAGCUGAGUUUAUCAGGAGGUUCUUCAAGUUGGAUCAAAUUUUCACUGAGGAAGACAUCAUGGAAAUUUGUGGUAUUGUGAUGGUGAAUUGUCAUGAAGUACCCUUAGGCGAUCCACCAUAUAUCGGAAUCUAUGACACCUGCUCAAUGCUCGAACACAGCUGCAGACCUAAUUGCAGCAAAAGCUUUGCUAACGAUGGCAGCAUAGUUUUGGUGGCAUCAGAGGACAUAGAGAGGGGUGAUCAUCUCAGCAUAUGCUAUACUGAUCCACUCUGGGGAACACCAAAUAGAAGACAUCAUUUAUAUGAAAGCAAAUUUUUCUGGUGUAGUUGUCCACGAUGCUCUGACACAACAGAAUUUGGGACUCACUUCUCUGCAAUGAAAUGCCGAAAAAAGAACUGUGGAGGAUAUCUACUUCCAAAAACAUUCCUUGAAAAGACAGACAAUACCAAAAAUUCUGAUUGGCAUUGUGAAAAAUGCGAAGAAACCGCCUCUUGUUUCUCAGUACAAGAUAUUCUUGAGAGAAUAGGGACUGACAUGAUUGAGUUGCCGAAAGGAGAUCCUGAAGCGCUCAAGAAAUUCAUAGAUUUAAACAGUUUGUAUCUGCAUCCCAAUCAUUAUUUUUUGACUGAAAGUCGACUAGCCUUAAUACAAAAUAUUGGACAAAGCGAGGAUGGUUUGGUCAAUGUUUCUGAUGAAAAUUUGGAUAUCAAGGCUAAAACAGCUGCUCAAUUGUUGAGCUUGUUCAGUGUGUUAACUCCAGCUGAGAGAAGAUUAAGAGGAAUGGUGUUUUUCGAGCUUCACGCUGCAGUUUCUGAAAUGGGUAGAAGAAGUUUUGAACCAAAUAUCAUGCAUUCCAGGCUUGAGGAAGCCAAAAAGUACUUGAACGAAUGUAUCGAUCAGUUGAAGAAUGAACCUAGUUGUUUACCAGAAGGACAAAUCUUGAAUCAGGCGAAGCAAAAUUUGAAAGACAUCGAUGUAAUCCUACAGAAAAUCCAGAACAAUGGAAGUGAUUCUGUCCCGGUUAUUUUAUAGCUUUGUUAUUCUAUAAAUGAAAGAAUGAAUAUUAAAUGGUUUAAGGAA
This is a messenger RNA of Harmonia axyridis, 1862 nucleotides long. Its product is annotated as SET domain-containing protein SmydA-8-like. Gene Ontology annotation, molecular function: protein binding. The record is from RefSeq and is a predicted model, not a curated record. Bases 207 to 1814 code for a protein of 535 amino acids. Lineage: Eukaryota; Metazoa; Arthropoda; Insecta; Coleoptera; Coccinellidae. The transcript is spliced from 7 exons.